AUGUCUGGACCACAGAUGUGUAUGUCUUGCUGGUUUCUUCUGGCCAUGUGCUUCAGCCAUCCUUUAAUCAUGGCUGCUGGUUUACAGCAAAACCUGAAGAAUGAGAUGUUCCGUUUCUAUCAUAUGUUGCUGCUUGCAGAGGGCAAGGAAACGACCAUCUCUCUCCCCAAAGAGAUGCCUCAAAGGUGCUAUUUUGUUCUAAAAGGAAGCAAAACCUCUUCAUUCUUCACAGUGAGAGUAACCCCAUGUGACAUCCCCAUUGAGUGGAGUAUACGAGUCCCUAAGACAUCUGCAGACCAUUUUGGAAAAACAAUUUCUGAUAAUUUGAAUGCUCAGGAAGUCCUCCGAUUCCAGAAGGGCCCCAAGUGGGUGCAGACUCUCUUUAAUUAUCGAGGUAAUUCAGUGGAAACCUACACAGGAUCAUCUCACCAUUCCGCAGUCUACAUGCUUGAAUUCCUCUCCAUUGAGAAAGACACCCAGAUUAAAGCAUAUUUGACCACAGACCCCAAAUCUGAUCACUUUUAUCCAGAACUUCCGAUGGAUCCCCGCAUUGAUGUCAUUGGGAUUGGCCCCACCACAGUAACUCUGGCUUGGAAGCACAGUCCGAGUGCCCUGCCACCCCAAGGAAACAUUCAUUAUUGUCUCCUGGUGAACGAAAACUACAAUUUCAAGACUUUCUGCGCAGCAGAAACAGCAACACAAGCUUUGGGGGUGAAACUAUCUCCUUCUUUGAUGAGCUUUCCUUCCACAGGUAGCCUUCCAUCUCCGGAACCAAAAGCCCCAUUCAAGAGUGAAGUCAGCAUGAGUUACAAAGAUGGCAAUGCACAGGUGAAACAAGUUUGUGUGGGACUCACAAACACCUACACAGUGUCCCACUUGACUCCUGGCAUUCAGUACUACUUUGAUGUUUUUGUCGUCAAUUUCCUCACCAAUACCAGUGCUGCUUAUACUGGAGCCUUCGCCUGGACUCUUGAAAAUCCUGAGCCCAACGUGAGCAAACUGAAGGAUGGGAAGGUGAUUCAGUUGAGACUGGAUGGGAGGAAGCAGCCCUUUUACAAUUUGCUGUACCAGGCAACGCAGAAGCAGGUCCAGUUUGCCUUCCAGUCUUGCAGUGGGCAACUCCAAGUGGAAAUAUCCAAGGACGGGGAAGUCCUGAUGUCAGAGAUAUUUGCUGGCUUGAGGCAUUUCAUCCUGAAAGGAAAGUUGGGAGACACCUACCUGGUCCAUCUCUGGUCCGCUGAGACUUCAGCUGCAUCCGCGAAGGUUCAGGUGUCCUCUCUCUUCCAUAGGCCUUUCUUCCCAGCUCUCCCAGAGAGUUUAAAAAUCAAAUCCUUUAAGAAACUGAGGAGCUGCCAUUCAGUCACCAUCGCCUGGCUUGGAACUCAGGAACUGAGCAAGUAUUGCAUCUACAAGAAGGAGAUUGAGGAGGACCAGACAUGGAUGGCCACCAGGAAAGUCGAUAGGUGCUCUGGGCCGGAGUCAAGGCAGAAAAGUGAAAAAGUGCUCUGCAAAUUCUUCCACGAUCUCAAUCUGCAACGAGCUGUGACUACGGAAACCAUCCGAGGCCUGGAAGCAGGGACGUCCUAUCUUUUUGAUGUGUAUCUCAUUGGGUCCUCGGGGGUUCCCAUCCGCUAUUACAGCAAAGUUGUGAAGACCAGGAAGAGAUGUUGAGCACCUUCCAACAUCGGAGGAGAGGUCAAACUGGAGAAACACUAGGCAAAAGUAACAUUGGUGGUUGCUGCCUUCAGAAUAAACCGGGACACAAAAUUGUGUUUGAAGUUGCAAGAUCGGAGAUGGACAUCUUAGCUUGGAAAACUAGAUUUGCCCCUAUAAUCUCUCUCCUUUGACCCAGAGGUUCCUCCCUAUGACAAAACACCUGCCCUUGAAAUUAAAUCAUUCUUUUUCAAAUCCAAACCUACAAAAUCAAAAACCUGAAGGAUGCCUAUUUAGUAAGGUCCACUUUUUUUGAAGUUUCAAGAUAAUCAAAUUCCCCUGCUGGAAUGGCCUGGGAAUAGCCCAGACCUUAAUCCAAUUGAAAAACAAUGGGGCCAAUUAAAGAAACUUGUUAGUCAGAAGCAACCCAGCAAUAAAACCCACUUAAUAGAAGCCAUCAUUCAAUCUUGGUUUCACAUUAUAACAGCUGCAGA
Ahaetulla prasina is the source of this 2147-nucleotide messenger RNA. RefSeq names its product protein NDNF-like. The record is from RefSeq and is a predicted model, not a curated record. Gene Ontology annotation, biological process: extracellular matrix organization. Bases 1 to 1671 code for a protein of 556 amino acids. The transcript is spliced from 3 exons. Gene Ontology annotation, molecular function: protein binding. Lineage: Eukaryota; Metazoa; Chordata; Lepidosauria; Squamata; Colubridae.